Messenger RNA from Dioscorea cayenensis subsp. rotundata (Guinea yam), 450 nucleotides. RefSeq lists its product as uncharacterized. Bases 1 to 450 code for a protein of 149 amino acids. The record is from RefSeq and is a predicted model, not a curated record. Gene Ontology annotation, cellular component: peroxisome. Gene Ontology annotation, molecular function: delta(3,5)-delta(2,4)-dienoyl-CoA isomerase activity. Lineage: Eukaryota; Viridiplantae; Streptophyta; Magnoliopsida; Dioscoreales; Dioscoreaceae. The transcript is spliced from 2 exons.
AUGACACGAGAUAUAAUGUUAUCUCUAUCAUGUGGCUCUCUCUUUCUCUCUCCUGUCUCGUUCUCCCAUCUCGAUUCCCAGCUACCACAUCACCAGCUCCACCGGCGAUUAUCCUACACCACCGAUCCUGACCGCGCCGCCCUUUCCUUCUCUGCUGUGCCCCCGAUCAAAGCGGGCACUCCCCUUUCGGUUCCUAGUCUCUCUCUCUCUCUCCUGUCUUGUUCUCCCUUCUCUUGGUUCCCAGCUACCACAUCACCAGCUCACUUUGCGGUCAAAGAGGUGGAUGUGGGACUGGUCGCGAAUCUCGGAACACUGCAGCGGCUUCCCAAGAUCGUCGGCUUUGGCAACGCCAUGGAUCUCGCGCUCACGGCAAAGGCGAUGGGGCUCGUUUCCAGGGUUUUCGCCGACCCGGCAAAGAUGGACGAGGGCAUCUUCGACCGCCAAGGGUAA